This is a messenger RNA of Sphenostylis stenocarpa, 555 nucleotides long. NCBI's taxonomy places the organism in Eukaryota, Viridiplantae, Streptophyta, Magnoliopsida, Fabales, Fabaceae. The record is from the annotation of a GenBank genome assembly.
AUGGGAGAACUUAAGAGUAGAGGCACUCUAAUUAAGCCUAUUCCUCUAAGAGCUCAAGCUAUGUCCUCUCAACCAUGGCGAAAACCCUCCAAUCCACUUCAUAAACUUGCCACCAUUCCAGAAAAUGAUGUUAUUCUUACUGAGGAAAACUCUGGUAAUGGAGAUCGCAACACUUCCAAUGAAGCCCUAGCAAACAUCCAGGAAAAAAUGGAAAACAAGUUUAAAAGAUCGAGAUUGAAGAAAGUUGCUUACGUUGAGGAGUUGGAAAAUGAAUUGAGAUUGUACGAGAGGAAGAAGGAGAUUGUGAAUGGACAAAUUGCAGAGCAACGAAAGAAGCAGGUGUUGUUGCAAAUUGAGCAUCAUUCAUUGAGGUUCCAUGUGGCUGCUCGUGAAAAGCAAAGAAUUCUUCAAGAAGCCGAGAUUGAAAAGAACAGAGCAGAAGUGGAUAGGAUGUUGGAAGUGCAAAGGAGAAUGAUUAACUUGACAUCGUUGCAGCUUGUGACCAAUUCCAACCUUAACCCUUCACCCUUCGCAGGAUUGAAUGCCACAAACUGA